This is a messenger RNA of Acanthosepion pharaonis, 873 nucleotides long. The record is from the annotation of a GenBank genome assembly. NCBI's taxonomy places the organism in Eukaryota, Metazoa, Mollusca, Cephalopoda, Sepiida, Sepiidae.
AUGGGUUGCCUAUCUAUUUCUCGUGAGCUUACCCUCGUAUCUAUUUCUUUGAUGGGUUGCCCAUCUAUUUCUCGUGACCUUACCCUUUUCAUCAUGUGUUGCCUAUCUAUUUCUGUGACCUUACCCUUUUCAUCAUGGGUUGCCUAUCUAUUUCUCGCUAACCUUAUCCUUUUCAUCAUGGGUUGCCUAUCUAUUUCUCGUGACCUUACUCUUUUCAUCAUGUAUUGCCUAUCUAUUUCUCGUGACCUUACCCUUUUCAUCAUGGGUUGCCUAUCUAUUUCUCGUGACCUUACCCUUUUCAUCAUGGGUUGCCUAUCUAUUUCUUGUGACCUUACCCUUUUCAUCAUGGGUUGCCUAUCUAUUUCUCGUGACCUUACCCUUUUCAUCAUGUGUUGCCUAUCUUUUCUUCCUUACCCUUUUCAUCAUGGGUUGCCUAUCUAUUUCUCGUAUUAUCCUUUUCAUCAUGGGUUGCCUAUCUAUUUCUCCUUACCCUUUUCAUCAUGUUUUGCCUAUCUAUUUCUCGUGACCUUAACCUUUUCAUCAUGGGUUGCCUAUCUAUUUCUCGUAACCUUAUCCUUUUUCAUCAUGGGUUGCCUAUCUAUUUCUAUUUUUUCAUCGUGGGUUGCCCAUCCUUACCCUUUUCAUCAUGGGUUGCCCAUUCUAUUUCUCGUGACCUUACCAUCCUUUUCAUCUGGGUUGCUAUCUAUUUCUCGUGACCUUAUCCUUUUCAUCAUGGGUUGCCUAUCUAUUUCUCGUGACCUUACCCUUUUCAUCAUGUGUUGCCUAUCUAUUUCUCGUGACCUUAUUUUCAUCAUCGGUUGCCUAUCUGACCUUACCCUUUUCAUCAUGGGUUUGCCUAUCUAUUUCUCGUGA